AUGUGUAAGGCCGGUUUCGCCGGUGAUGACGCUCCACGUGCCGUUUUCCCAUCUAUCGUCGGUAGACCAAGACACCACGGUAUCAUGGUCGGUAUGGGCCAAAAGGACUCUUACGUUGGUGACGAAGCUCAAUCCAAGAGAGGUGUCUUGAGUUUGAGAUACCCAAUUGAACACGGUAUCGUUACCAACUGGGACGAUAUGGAAAAGAUCUGGCACCACACUUUCUACAACGAAUUGAGAGUUGCCCCAGAAGAGCACCCAGUUUUGUUGACUGAAGCUCCAAUGAACCCUAAGUCUAACAGAGAAAAGAUGACUCAAAUCAUGUUUGAAACUUUCAACGUUCCAGCCUUCUACGUCUCUAUCCAAGCCGUUCUUUCCUUAUACUCUUCCGGUAGAACCACCGGUAUUGUUUUGGACUCCGGUGAUGGUGUUACCCACGUUGUUCCAAUCUACGCUGGUUUCUCCUUGCCUCACGGUAUCUUGAGAAUUGACUUGGCCGGUAGAGACUUGACCGACUACUUGAUGAAGAUCUUGUCUGAACGUGGUUACGCUUUCUCUACUACUGCUGAAAGAGAAAUUGUCAGAGACAUCAAGGAGAAGUUGUGUUACGUUGCCUUGGACUUCGAACAAGAAAUGCAAACCUCUUCUCAAUCUUCUGCUAUUGAAAAGUCUUACGAAUUGCCAGAUGGUCAAGUCAUCACUAUUGGUAACGAAAGAUUCAGAACUGCUGAAGCUCUUUUCCGUCCAUCUGACUUGGGUUUGGAAGCUGCUGGUAUUGACCAAACUACUUACAACUCUAUCAUGAAGUGUGACGUCGAUGUCCGUAAGGAAUUGUACGGUAACAUUGUUAUGUCCGGUGGUACCACCAUGUUCCCAGGUAUUGCUGAACGUAUGCAAAAGGAAAUCACCGCUUUGGCUCCAUCUUCUAUGAAGGUCAAGAUCAUUGCCCCACCAGAAAGAAAGUACUCUGUCUGGAUUGGUGGUUCCAUUUUGGCUUCCUUAUCCACUUUCCAACAAUUUGAAUGGCGGCACGCCGCCUGUCGAGGACGACGGCACUGGCGUCGCUUUUGA
Suhomyces tanzawaensis NRRL Y-17324 is the source of this 1071-nucleotide messenger RNA. RefSeq names its product actin (gene ACT1). The transcript is spliced from 3 exons. Lineage: Eukaryota; Fungi; Ascomycota; Pichiomycetes; Serinales; Debaryomycetaceae. The record is from RefSeq and is a predicted model, not a curated record. Bases 1 to 1071 code for a protein of 356 amino acids.